AUGGAGAACCGAACUGCGGUGGUGGAGUUCAUCCUCUUGGGUUUCACCAAUGACCGCCGCCUACAGCUCCUGAUUUUUGUGGUGCUCCUAGUCGCUUAUCUCUUUACCAUCGCGGGCAACAUUCUUAUUAUCACUAUCACCCUGGUGGACCAGCGUCUCCAGACCCCCAUGUACUACUUCCUCCAGAACUUCUCCCUCCUGGAAAUCAGCUUCACUUCUGUUAUCAUCCCAAAAGCAUUGGCCAACAUGGCAUUAGGCAGUCAAACCAUUUCUUUAACUGGAUGUUUUGCUCAAUCCUUUCUCUAUUUUAUCCUGGGUACCACCGAGUUCCUUCUGUUAGCAGCCAUGUCCUUUGAUAGAUAUGUGGCCAUCUGCAAUCCUCUACGAUACAGAGCCAUCAUGAGUGGUCAAGUCUGCACUCUCUUGGCAUUGGGCUCCUGGAUUGGAGGCAUAUUGAUUAUUAUUGCUCCAACGAUUGUACUGUUCCAGUUGCCUUUCUGUGGCCCGAAUGUGAUUAACCAUUUCUUCUGUGAUAGCACACCAUUGAUUAAGCUUGCCUGUGCAGACACAUGGCUCAUAGAGUGCAUAGGCUUCAUCACAGCUCUGCUUUCGGUGCUGGGCACUCUAGCAAUCACCCUUGUGUCCUACAUCAAGAUCAUCUCCACCGUGAUGCACGUCCCAUCUGCCCAGGGGAGGCAGAAAGCUUUCUCCACCUGCACCUCUCACAUCACCGUGGUCUCCAUCACCUACGGGAGUUGCAUCUUCAUGUAUGUCAAACCUAUGUGGAGUGGCGGGCUGGACCUCAGCAAGGCUGUGGCUGUUCUCAACACGGUGGUGUCCCCUCUGCUCAACCCCUUCAUAUACAGCCUGAGGAACAGGCAAGUUCAGGAGGCAGUGAGGAAGGCCAUUGGCCAGAUGAUUAUGAUUGGGCAAAAAAAAUGGAAAUGA
Mauremys reevesii (Reeves's turtle) is the source of this 948-nucleotide messenger RNA. Its product is annotated as olfactory receptor 49-like. Bases 1 to 948 code for a protein of 315 amino acids. The record is from RefSeq and is a predicted model, not a curated record. Gene Ontology annotation, biological process: G protein-coupled receptor signaling pathway. Gene Ontology annotation, molecular function: G protein-coupled receptor activity; olfactory receptor activity. The transcript is spliced from 2 exons. NCBI's taxonomy places the organism in Eukaryota, Metazoa, Chordata, Testudines, Geoemydidae. Gene Ontology annotation, cellular component: membrane.